GACCUCCCCCGGACCGCAAAUGCCACGUGAAGUACCCGCCGGCUUGUAAUGCGCAGUGGCGACGACUGGAGAUGUGCAUGACGUACGUUCUGGCGCUGGAGCAGCAGCGCCACCAGCCAUUCGAUUGGGUAAUCCGUGUUCGCACUGACAUGUUUUUUAGUAAGCCGGUUGGCAACAUCCGGGUUUUCGACCCCGACAAAGUUCACUUGCCGGUCGGCAGCUGGACGGACCCACACGAUACCUUUGCCAUGCUUCCCCGGCGAUAUGCCGCGAUCUACUUCAGCACGCGGCAAUACGCUGGCGCUGACUACUGCUGGAACUACUCCAGGGAGAGCGUCAGGUCUGAUGAUUGUUGCUACCGACUGAGACUUCAACUUGAGAAGCACCAGGUGCCCGUCAAACGCUUUGCUUUAUUCUGGCAGCCUUGGGAGGAAGUCGACCGCUACAUCGUGCGGCCUCCGGACACCUGGGAUGGACAGAAGAAGUACUUGCCGUAG
This is a messenger RNA of Symbiodinium necroappetens, 497 nucleotides long. NCBI's taxonomy places the organism in Eukaryota, Dinophyceae, Suessiales, Symbiodiniaceae. The record is from the annotation of a GenBank genome assembly.